Messenger RNA from Glycine soja, 1422 nucleotides. Its product is annotated as nudix hydrolase 20, chloroplastic-like. Lineage: Eukaryota; Viridiplantae; Streptophyta; Magnoliopsida; Fabales; Fabaceae. The record is from RefSeq and is a predicted model, not a curated record. The transcript is spliced from 9 exons. Gene Ontology annotation, molecular function: 8-oxo-dGDP phosphatase activity. The coding region runs from base 76 to 1245 and encodes 389 amino acids.
CUCCAUUCACAAAAACAAAAACCUGAAUUGACACAGUAAAAGCAGAACCUUCACUUCCUUGGAUCAUGUCGUGAUAUGAGAUACCUUAACUUGUGUGCUGCCGUGCUGAGUAACCCAGAGAGAGUAAUGGGAACGGUUUGCUGCUGCAUAAACAAGUUUGCUACUUUGAGCAACAUCAGGUCACGACCCUUCUUCUCUUCACACUUCCCCUCUCACCAUUUUCCCUCCACAACAACUUCCAUCAACUUCAGCAUCGCCUCUUCUUCUUUUUCUUCUGCCACAUCUUCAUUCACAUGGGAUGAUGUCUUUCGCAUAUCUGAAUCUCAAUCUGCCACUCAAGACCGCUCUCGCUACCUCCAAGGCUUCUCCCACAAACUUCAACUAUGCAAUCGUGCUUCUGAGAAACAAUCUGAAUUCCUUCCAUUUGUCAUUGAGGACCACGUUGUUGGAUUCAUUCACAAUGGGUUUGUGGAGCAUUUGAGGGACUUUGGCGAUGUAUUUGUUUUCCCCAUAGAUAAAAACAAUGGAGGCCCCUAUGGUGACUUUGUUUCUUUGCAUCCAACACUGAAGACAGCUGACGAAAGAACCAGCGCAGUUGGAUAUGUGGUAGAGCGUUUGGGAGAGGAGCAGAUUCCAGGCAUACGGGAUGAGCUUUACCCCGUGACAUCAUCAUUUGGUGCACCCAUUUUCUUUUCAUUAGAGCGUGCUGCAGCUCCUUAUUUUGGCAUUAAGGCUUAUGGAGUCCAUAUGAAUGGCUAUGUUGAGGUGGAUGGGCAGAAACACAUGUGGGUAGGGAAGAGAAGUGACACGAAACAGACAUAUCCUGGGAUGCUUGAUCAUCUAGUUGCAGGAGGACUGCCACACGGAAUUGACUGUCAGGAGAAUCUCAUAAAGGAAUGUGAGGAGGAAGCAGGAAUACCUAGAUCUAUCUCUGUCAAAGCCAUACCUGUUGGUGCUAUUUCAUAUAUGGACAUUGAUGGGUAUAGAUACAAGAGAGAUGUUGAAUUCUGUUAUGAUCUAAAACUUCCAAAAAGUUUCUUACCUAAAAAUGAAGAUGGAGAAGUUGAUAGCUUCAAGUUGAUCCCUGUUACGCAAGUUGCAGAAGUCAUACGCAAGACAGAGUUUUUCAAGCCGAAUUGCUCUCUUGUAAUCAUUGACUUCCUGUUUCGACAUGGAUACAUCACUCCUGAAUAUCUUGGAUAUUUGGAUCUCCUACGAAACUUAAGAAUAGGAGAUUGCUCCUGACUCAAAGCAUCAUGACCAUUUACUAUGUUGCUAUGCAUUGAUAUGCUGCUCAAGUUUCUUGGUUAUUGUUAUCCUUUAUAUUGUUGAAAUUCUAUAAUGAUUUAUUCAAUAUUAUAUUAACUCUUGGGAUUGUACUUUUCUCGUAAUGCAGUCUGCAACUUGGAUACUUAUUUGGUA